AUGCAACAACUACAGCAGCAACAGCAGCAGCAGCAGCAGCAGCAGCAACAACAACAACCACAAUACCAGCCAUAUCAACAGUAUCAACCACAGACAGCAGGCGGUGCAGGUGGUGAAGAAGAUGGCCUAAGGAAACCCACUCAUCGACGCACAAUUGACCAUGGAAACUCAAUCUCUCGGUGGAUGCUUGAACGCAAACUUGGUCUCAACAAGUCAGGGUCUUCGUCUGCCUCCAGAGCAAGUGUCUACCGUGUCCAGGCAGAGCCAAGUUACAUUGUAGACCUAUUACCACCUCAAGCUUAUGGAGGACACGCAGUGUCAUCAUUUGCUUCCAAGUUUGUGCAUACAAGCAUCAACAAGCUUCGGGUCCCGAUUCUCGUGGUUAGGUGGACACCCGAGGGCCGCCGGAUCGUGACAGGGUCGCGAUCAGGAGAGUUUACUUUAUGGAAUGGUAUGACGUUUAACUUUGAGUCUAUCAUGCAGGCCCACGAUAAUGCUAUUUGUGCCAUGACCCACUCCCAUUCUGAUGACUGGCUGCUAUCGGGCGAUCGUGAAGGUACCGUCAAGUUCUGGCAGCCCAAUUUCAACAACUUGAACAUUUUACAAGCACAUAAUGAGGUUGUGCGAGAUAUUGCAUUUUCUCCAAAUGACGCAAAGUUUGUAACAGCAUCUGACGACUCAACACUCAAGAUUUGGAAUUUUAACGACUCUUCAGAAGAGCGCACUUUGACUGGACAUGGAUGGGACGUCAACUGCGCGGACUGGCACCCAACUCUGGGACUGAUUGCUAGUGGGUCCAAAGAUAACCUGGUCAAGCUAUGGGACCCACGAGUGAGUGGUGCUCGAGCCGUGGUGGCGACGUACCACGGGUUUAAAAACACAGUAACAAGAACACGAUUCCAGCGGACCGGCGGACAAUCACUUCUUGCUAGUGGAUCAAAGGACCAAACUGUGCGAGUACUUGAUUUACGAACACUCAAGGACGUUGUUGUUCUUCGUGGUCACAACUCGGACGUGUGCUCCUUGACGUGGCACCCGGAACACGCGAACCUCAUUACCACUGGCACGCAGCUGGGAUCGAUUUGCCAUUUCCUGAUUGAUGAUCCCGUGGAAAAGGAGAGCGGACUGAUGCCUGCAGGUCAGAUUGUGCGCGCACACGAAAUGGCGGUGUGGAGUUUGGACUAUCACCCACUGGGCCACAUGCUUGUGUCUGGUGCAAACGACAAGACCACGCGAAUCUGGGCGCGUGCCAGACCUGGAGACAAGAUUGGAUAUGUAGACUGGUACCAUACGACACCAGAGGCAGCAGCAGCAGCAGCAGCAGCCGGCAACCCGGUUCCUGGCGCAGUUGGAAUGCCCGGCGUUAUUGGGUUGCCGCCAGGUACAAUUGGUGCAGGUGCAGGAGGUAUUAUGGGUGGAGGGGUUCCCGAGGACUUGAGUGCGAGUAGCAUCAAGGAUGGGCUGCAGAUUGAUGAUGGAGAGAUUUACGCAAAGAAGAAGAAGAAGAGUGGGUCUGUGAUUCCAGGUUUUGGAAAUGCACGAUAG
Magnusiomyces paraingens is the source of this 1545-nucleotide messenger RNA. RefSeq lists its product as uncharacterized. Bases 1 to 1545 code for a protein of 514 amino acids. The transcript has a single exon. The record is from RefSeq and is a predicted model, not a curated record. Gene Ontology annotation, cellular component: mRNA cleavage and polyadenylation specificity factor complex. NCBI's taxonomy places the organism in Eukaryota, Fungi, Ascomycota, Dipodascomycetes, Dipodascales, Dipodascaceae. Gene Ontology annotation, molecular function: protein binding.